This is a messenger RNA of Entrophospora sp. SA101, 387 nucleotides long. The record is from the annotation of a GenBank genome assembly. NCBI's taxonomy places the organism in Eukaryota, Fungi, Glomeromycota, Glomeromycetes, Entrophosporales, Entrophosporaceae.
AUGAAUAGUCUUGGAGUUGUCUAUAGAGCAAAUGGUAAAGCAUGGAUGACAGCAAUGUUAAAACAAUUUGAUGAAAGAAUGAAUGGUAGAAGAGUGUUGUUGCUACUUGACAAUGCACCCUGUCAUAUAGUUAGAGGAAUGGAAUUGCAAAAUACACAGGCUAUAAAAUUCAUUAAAUUUGCUUGGACAGAUGGUGUUUCAGUCAAUACCAUUGUUAAUUGUUGGAGACAUACAGGUAUUAUUAAUUUUAGUAAUGAAGAAGAAAUAGAGCAAGGAAAGGAAAACAGUGACGAAAAUCUGAAUGAGGAAGAAGAUAGUGAUGAAGAAAGUGAGUUACCUGCUAUUCCUAUUAAGGAAGGGUUAGAAGCUUUAGAAAAAGCACUCUAG